This is a messenger RNA of Cucurbita pepo subsp. pepo (vegetable marrow), 768 nucleotides long. It is a transcript of the gene NPQ6, whose product is annotated as YCF20-like protein (DUF565). The record is from RefSeq and is a predicted model, not a curated record. NCBI's taxonomy places the organism in Eukaryota, Viridiplantae, Streptophyta, Magnoliopsida, Cucurbitales, Cucurbitaceae.
AACCCAAAAAUAUUUUGGGUAAAAAAAGCAAUUUCACGCAUGCACUCUUACAUUUUCUAAUCGCAAUUUCCAAAUUCGUGAUUCUCUUUGCUCCGUCGAUAGGGGAGCAGUUCUCCUGUUCUUCACUCCCAGAGCGGAACCUGAAAUCGAAUUCUAGAUUCUCAACAUUUUAUUCAGAAAUAUAGGCAGUGGUACAUUGAAUGGCACAAUCUGCAAGUUUAGUCUCUACUGGCCUCCUAAAUUAUGCCUUUACUCCUCAAAAGAAUGCUUCAUAUUGGAGAUAUGAUGUGAUAAAAUCACGGCCAUCCCCUCGUAGUCUCUGUAUCAAAGCUGUGCAAGAUACCGGAGGCCCUCGUAGGUUGGUUGAUAUCAUUAGGCUGGUGCCUGAGAUCUCGAGAAAUUACUUUCGAAGUCCUUCAAGGAGAGCUCUCUUUGGAGGAAUCUCUUUGUUGGGUGGGUUUUAUGUGGCACAAACUAUAUCAUUGUCGUUUGGAGCUUUGGGAGUAAAUGAUGUGAUUGCUGCUGUGGUAUGUGUUCUUCUUACUGAAUAUGUUACUCGCUUUUAUUACAGUCGACCCAAAGUAACCUUCCCUGUUGCUCUGCUAAACAACUUCAAAAUGGGAUUCACUUAUGGUCUUUUCAUUGAUGCUUUCAAACUUGCUAGUUAAGUGAAACCAUUCUGGUCGUGGAUAGCCUUUACAUUUGUAAAGUUCUUUGAACAUUGAUUUUGGUCUAUAUCUUUAAAGAUUGUUCUAAUUGUUUCAUGAG